AUGAGCAACGGGCCGCUUAGCCUGCAGCGGCCAAUCGACAGGGUCCAGUUCAUCUCGAGUCGCAGAAUCUCCCACCAGGCGAGGCUGAGGCUGAGCGUGACGCGGCUUUGGGUCUUUUUUUCCUCGAGUAUCGCCGACUGUGAAGGAGAUCGCCGUUCUAUUCCCCCCACAAGCAAGUCUCGGCACCUGAGAUUCUCCCUGACUCGACCACAUGGCAUUGAUGUGGCAUUGAACGCACGUCAGCAGCAGCGUAGGCGACCAAGCCGGCAAGAGGCUUCUCUGGACUUGUGUCGAUCAUUGUUAUUAGAAGGGCUUCAGCGCUACAGCCGACUGCAAAGCUGUCGCAAUUGGAUCCUGUUGAAUCACACUUCUGUUCAUCGUCGGGCUGCUGUGAAGUUAAAACGUCCGCCCGGAAGCUCUUAUAGCCAUAGCCGUCGUUGGUCCUGCGACUCUUCUCGAAAACACGAUCCUUCCUCUUUCCCCUCCUACCGAUUUGUGCUAGACUCCAUCAUCUGCUCCAUCAUCUGCUCCAUCAUCUCACGGGACUGUACGACGCGCUCCAGCAAGUGCUUCAACUUUCGACCAAGACCGUUCCGACGUUGA
Pseudozyma hubeiensis SY62 is the source of this 603-nucleotide messenger RNA. RefSeq names its product ATP-dependent RNA helicase mrh4. The record is from RefSeq and is a predicted model, not a curated record. Bases 1 to 603 code for a protein of 200 amino acids. NCBI's taxonomy places the organism in Eukaryota, Fungi, Basidiomycota, Ustilaginomycetes, Ustilaginales, Ustilaginaceae. The transcript is spliced from 3 exons.